GCGAAGCGGGCCUUGUUCAAUUCAAAGGUACAUACCGAUAGACCCGCAAAAAUUCCAUGGGAAGCUGAACAAGCAUAUCGAUAAUACAAACAAUCUCCCCUAUUCCAAAUGUCACGGGAAGUGAUGGGCCGAAAUUUUGGGAAUCCCAUAAUUACGCGCUCGUUUUGUUCACCUUUUUUCAUUCCUUGGGGUCACUCUUUAACUCGAGGGUGGCAUGCGCUGGGGGUAUUGUUCCGAGACUGCUCCCAACUCUCCUAACUAUCAACUUGUACCUGUGCCUUUAACGGUGUUUUCUCAACAUUUCUCGACGAGCCAAGUAUAAUCAGAACAUUCGACAGCAACCGCUCCCUUCAUAUAACACCCCUAUUCCUCGGACCAGAGAGCACCACCAUCCUCAGCAUUGAAACGAUUUGGAAAGUAUUGUUUGUUAGCUUUUGAAAAGAUCCUCAUUGAGCAACGUCCUAACCAACCAGACCUGUAUAAACUUUCAAGGUACCCGCAAACACAUACCCGGAACAGCCGCGACAUAACCUCUAUUCCAUUCCCUCUCGGACAACAAGGUCGCCCCCCAAACAAUGCUUGAGCCGCCACCAAUCUUUUCAUCUGCCCGUCACAUUCAUGACAUUCGAGAGAUUGAAGAUCUUGCUCGCCUGGUACUAGAUUUGUCGGUUCCUCUGGAUCCCAUCGUUUGUGAAGCAUUUGAGCGCCUUGUUGAGCUUGCUGGAUCGAGAGAUUUUUUACCGGCAGUGGCUUCCCUUCAUCACUAUCUGAAUCAUGUAAAAUGGACCAGAGAAGACAUUGGCAACUGCGGGUACAUUGCGCCGUGGGGGGCUAUUUGCCAAAUUGGCCUGAUCAACAUUUUGGAGUCAAAGACUACAGGGAGUAAAGGAUUGGUUGGAGGGAUGGUUGGCGCUCGUGCAGGCACUGGCAGCCGGUCACGAUACGACCCUACGUAUGAAUUUUCUCGUCACUAUCCUGCUUCAGCAACUUCAGCCGUGUCCGCACUGUCAUCCAUUAUACCACCAGAUCCGUUCAACAUUCCCGUGGAUACUCGGGAAAUACAAAAGAUGGGUUUAGCCCGAGCCGAGCCGAGUCCUUUGGACACUGAUGGAACGGCCAAUGGCCUGUAUCAAAGUCCUCAACUUGCCGGCGGCUACUUUCCUUUCUCGUUUGCCUCACCUUUUGCUGAUACUCUGCCGUCAACAUACCAACAUUUACCGUCUCAUUUCAACACUGGCGGCAAGGGAAUCAAGGGCACGGGCGUCUACAUCAAGUUUGUCUGUCCGGCCAAACCCGUUAGCCCAUCCCCAGACGAAGGAUCUACGGGGUCCAAUGCCAGUGCUCCGGCAGCGUCGUCGAGUCGUAAGGCGCAAAAAGAAAGUCACGCCACCAGCACAGUGCCAACGGUCAUGGACAUGCAGAUGAUUACCAAUUGGUAUGAGGCUGCUCGCGACGUUGGUAACUAUGGAGACGACGUUCAUAGAACCAACGGAUCCAGCUCUAGUGCACCGGUAUCGACACCUAGAAUGUCGUCUCACACCAACCGAAUGCGCCAUCCAUCGGCUCAAAUGCCGCCACCUCCCAUGCCCAGCUCAUUUCCGCCUUACCCCACCGUCUCUCCUCCAUCCCAUCGCGUCCGUAACAAGCGCCAGCACCCGUAUGUUCAUCCGCCAACAUCGAACCACUUUGGCACCACAACACCAUUCAGCGGUGGACCCUUUACAACGUCAUUUUCACCAUUUGGCACCUCGGCCCUUCCCUUCCAUCCCGCCCUAUAUCCUAGUGUCAACUACAGCCCAUACAUUCCACCCCACCAUUCCGCAGCCUACACACCCCGCACUCCCCUUCCGGAUCCCAUAGCAGAUGCAUCCAAGAUGACCAAGAGGAAACGCGGGGGAGACGCGAGCGGGAAACCAGCAGUCAAGGCAAAGCGGGUGAAACUGACGAUUGGGGAGGCACUCGUGGCGGGAGCGGCGGAAGCGGUCGAGUCCAGCACUAGUCAAAUUCAGGCAUGAAAGAAUAAAAUGGCUAUGGGUUGUUUCAUGUAAAUCCUUUUGUACAGUUUACUUUUGUGUGUGUGUGUUGGGUUGUUUUUCAAAUGAUUUUUUGUUCUAUUGCAAUAAAUGUUGGGAAUGUUCUG
Spizellomyces punctatus DAOM BR117 is the source of this 2140-nucleotide messenger RNA. RefSeq lists its product as uncharacterized. The record is from RefSeq and is a predicted model, not a curated record. The coding region runs from base 576 to 2015 and encodes 479 amino acids. NCBI's taxonomy places the organism in Eukaryota, Fungi, Chytridiomycota, Chytridiomycetes, Spizellomycetales, Spizellomycetaceae. The transcript is spliced from 2 exons.